UUCAAAAUUGAAAUACACCAAUGUGAAUGAACGUAUCAACUGGCAGAAAAAAUUAUUUAUUAAAACGAAAUGAAAUACAUAUGUAUAGCAACAAGAGACAAAGCGUUAAAUUCCUAUAAAAAGCAUCUUUAGUUUGCGAACAAAGUUUAAUCAGUUAAAAAAGCUCAACAAGGUGACAACGUGCGACUGUUUUAGCUGUAUUUGAUUGCAGUAAACAGAAAUCAGAAAUACGAAAAUAGGAAAAAAAUAAAAAGAAACAAAAACGAAUAUUAAAUAUAGAAGUUAUUCGAGUGCAAACAUAGCUGAAGCUGGCUGGCUACAACGAACAGUCGGACCAUCGAUUUGGCGAUUGAAUGCGCGCGGCGAUGCGUUGCAAUGCGUGUUGAGUGUCAAUAAAGGAGUAACCAGCUGAUCGGGAGUAUCUAAGUGUGUGUGUGUGUGUGUGCGCGCGAGCGCGGUGUUUUGCAUUGUGAAAACAAAAGACUUAAGCGACAAACUUGCUGAGAGUUCUUCUUCAAAGCAAAUAGACUUUUAAGUGCACUUUGCAAAAAUCAAAAAAAAAACUAAGAAGUGUGAAGAAACUGUUGAAUUGUGCGAUAAUUGCAAAAAUGAUAAAUUGAAUUGCUACUUUUAUGACAAGUAAAUCACCGUUAGCUUCAUAUUAUAACACACAUACAACUUAGCAAACUUUUGACAUCUGUAGAACAACAGAAAAAUAGCAACAUAAAAUGUGGUAUCAUCAACUACCAAUGCGCUUCUGUGCCGCGCUCACAUUCCUACUCGCCGCGAAUGCCGCACAGUUGCCACACUACUCGCAAAAUGCACCCUUACGUUACUACCACUAUCCGACGCCGCGUCAUCAGCUCACCUUUCCCCAACAUUCGCAACAUCAACAGCGGCAUCAACAGCCAUAUCAACCAAACUACAUCAGCUAUGCGCAAACGCAUCAAAGUUAUGUACAGCAGCAGACGCGGCAACAGUACCAUCAACAACAACAACAACAACAAACAUAUCGCACACAAUCCUCACAGCCAGCAACUUCGUAUUAUCACAACUCACAGCAUUUGCCAGCCUCAGUAACGCAGAAAUUUGCUGCGCCAGCAUUGGAGAAUGUCGCAUUCACAUCGGCCUUGACCAAUCAAGGUUACACAUACGGCGGCGGCAGCAGCAGGGGCAGCAAUGUAGCAUCAUCCGUUUCCUCUGCACGCGCGCUACCCGCGCCCGCUGCAGUACCGCUGCCUUCGUCCCUAGUGGAAGCUGUGGCUGCUGGCAAUGAUAUAGCACCUGAAGGCGCCAUUGACACAUCGGAUGCUUCCGUCAAUUUGAAAUUGCCGCUGCCGGUUAAUAUAGCGCCGAUCAAGGUCGAACCGCUGCCGCUGCAAGAGGGCGCUUCCUUCAAUGAGCUAGCGAAUGGCGUGACCUCUUACGGUACGGUGUAUCCACAGCGCAAGCGGCGAUGAAAACGAACGACAGUGAACGAGUAAGGGGAAUGGGUAAUGUUGGAUGUGCUGUGCUGGUGGAGGGAACGCGUGCGCGGCGAAGAGAGGCUCUUUCAUUUUGUUUACUUUAGAUGUGGUUAAUGUCAUAUGAAAACAACAACUCGGCGGUUUGAUCAAUGCUUGAACGCAACGCCCCAACAGCCAACGGUCAUCACCACUCACCAGCCACCAAUUUUAGUUUAAGGUCUUCUCCUUAGAGCGCUAAUUUGCUAUUUCGAUAAUUAUUUAUAAGUAACUGAUGAUUAUAUGUUUCUAACGCGAUUUGUCGAUAAGUUCCAUCGAAAAGGUGAUGCGGCAGCAGAAGCCGAAAUGAAAUUCUUCUACACAUGCGCACAUUGCAUUGAGCAAGUCAGCGUUUUUUUAUUCAGUAAACUCGUAUGAUAUGAUAAUUAAAUUAAAUUUUUAUUUUUAGGCCAUUAAAUUUUUUAUUUUUUUUAUGAACUCUUUUGUUAAAACAAAAAAAAAUCAUUUGUUUUUCUGUCUGUUUUGUAUCACUCUCAUUUUGCGCGAAUGUAUUUAGCUUUACAUGUGGUUAAAAUUAAAAACAAAAUACAUGCUUGCCAUAUUAUUUACAUACCGACAAAUACAAAA
Rhagoletis pomonella (apple maggot) is the source of this 2090-nucleotide messenger RNA. Its product is annotated as transcriptional regulator ovo. Bases 729 to 1460 code for a protein of 243 amino acids. The record is from RefSeq and is a predicted model, not a curated record. The transcript is spliced from 2 exons. NCBI's taxonomy places the organism in Eukaryota, Metazoa, Arthropoda, Insecta, Diptera, Tephritidae.